CUCUGCCAUUAUCACAGAAUCAUCCAUUUCUCAUGUUUUGACACUAAGGCGCAACAUAUUAAUCUGGAAAAUGUCCAGAUGUUUGUGACAAGUGAUAAGUGGUUUAAAAAGCAUUCCAUCAGUAAUGAAAAAAGUGAGCAAGGGUAGGUCUCUUUUUGCAUGCAGCCAAGCUGCUCAGUUUGUCUUGAUAAAAAGCAGUCAAAAGGCAAGAUUUCGAUCCCAAUAAUAUUCUGUGUCCUUCCAAGUUUGUGCUUCACAUCCUUCGAUUAUCGUUAAAUAUCUAUCACCUACAAGACAGUUAAUUGCUGUGUUGCAUGUUAAAAUAGGCUUUGGGUCAAAACGUUUGAUGUAAUAAGUUUCUGUCUAUUAGUAGCCUCCUGAUUAACUUUUUCAUCAGCACAGACAUAAUCAUAAUCAAGAAAGAAAAAUCCGUUUUCUCCUUUGAUUUUAUUUUAGGACUCUGUCUGUUUUCAUUCCCUCCUGAAGUGGAGGCAAACUUUUAUGUUAUAUAGACUGUCUGCAAGACAGAAAAGUGCGAGUUCAUUACAUGAUGGAGUAGUCUAGAUACACACAAUAACUUAUCAGUCUAUCCUGGUUUUUCAGCGCAACACUCCAUCAUCGAUCCUGAAGAGCUGAAACCGACCACUGUUAUCGGAGGUGGGCGGGACCAAAACUAUCAGCUGCAGUUUUGAUUGGCAUCCAGCCAGGGUUUUAUUGACGAAAAACACCGUUGGUGAUUCAACCACAUUUUAGUCGUAUUUGUCGUCAACAAGGUCGGAUGUUUGAAACUGAAUAUUCUAGUUUUGUCAAGCAAGACUGUUUGAAAAUGUCUUCAUAUCUUAAUCACACAUAUUCGCCCGGUAGCCUGACCACGAGCAGACCCACAAAUGAAUGUCAUGUUGGAGGCGACAUCGCACAUAUUGUUUUCUGCUCUCUCGUUAUUCUGUUUGGCGUGCCUGGUAAUUGCGUCAUCCUCCGUGUCUACUGGGCCAAGCCUAGGAAGACCACCACCCACGUCCUGAUCAUGGGACUGGCCUGGACCGACUUUGCGACCUGCCUGCUGUUGGUACACGCAAUCCUCUCCAACUGCAUAUUUGGUAUCAGCGAAUCAUUUACGCCCAUCGUCAUACUUCGAUACCUCCUGCUGUCCUCUGUGACCGUCUCGGUGCAGUUAAUUUGCCUGAUUGCUAUCGACCGUUAUGACUCCGUUUGUCGGCCCCUAAAUCGCAUUUUAAACUACCGGCGGAUUUUGGUGGCCAUUUUGCUGUCGAUUGUCUACUCCGUGGCAACAACAGGCUUGUACUUUGCCGUUCAGGUUGAAAAUGAAAACAACCUCCUGAUUCCAGUCGUUAUGCUUUCGGUUCAACUCAUUGGAUAUGCAAUUGCAGCAGUCAACAACGUUCUUUGCUAUACUGCGGUCUGUUGGACCAUUCGGAAUCACGUCAAGGUCAGGAAUGUAUCUAUGACAGAGUCCAGACCUCAGCGAUCUCGGAACGAGUCUGUACCCAUAGAGAUGACUCCAGUGACUGCGCUCUCUUGUGACGAUGGUUCUAAGCUCCCCGGUCUGCCACGCAACGCAAAUGCCAAUGGUCAAGUGCAUUAUCCUCCUGAUUUCACCCACAAAGACAGCGAGCCAGGCCCCUCCACUCGCGACUGUCAAGCAGUGGACAACGAAGCUACACUCAAGAACACAGUUAACAAGCUCUGCGCUCCGCGAGACAGCGACCCUAAAGCGCCCUCUACCGCCAAAUGUAACAAACAUUGCUCGGCUGUUGCAGUGCCUAGAGCCUCCACUGUGAUCCUGCAGAGGAAGACAACCCGGAUGUUACUGGUAACCAAUGUGGUGUUCCUACUGGCCUGGGUACCCUAUUGGAUCUACGUGGGAUCUCUGCUUGCCACCAUCCGAGGAGCUGAGAUACCUGACAAAAUAGCUUACCUGUUGGAGAAAAAACCCAAUGCACCACACCUUGUGAUUGGCUGUUUUUCCAAUCUCCCGCACCACGUCUCUGGGUGGGGCGUAAUCGUGCUUAGUAUGAUGUACGUGUACAGGAUUGCUUUCUAUCUGAAAUCCAGGUUAAACACGAACCCCUGCAAGCAUUGGAAGAGUCGAUAUCGAGAAAAGGCAGAGUUGAGUCCGUUUUACUGUGGUAGAAUAGAAAGAAGCCCAUCUUCGUCGUAUUGUUGGAGUGCCUGUACAAAACAAUAUCGAUUCCGCGACGUUCUAGAGUCAGAUGUACGAUUUUCCUCACUGAGAAGCGGAGAGAAGAUGCCUUCAAAUCUGAGUAUUUCAGACUCGGGUUGCGUGGAUUGUUGGGAGGACGCAACACAGAUUUCCCCGUGUAACAUUGGGGGUGACGUAUUUCAUAUUGUCUUCUGCUUGCUGGUCAUGUUGUUUGGUAUCCCUGGUAAUGCUCUCAUUCUCAGCGUAUACUACAGCAAGCCCCGUAAGACGACCACCCACAUCAUGAUCAUUUCGCUGGCCUGGUCGGACCUCUUCUCCUGCGUGUUUCUUGUACACCCGAUCAUCAGCAGCUGCGUGUUCGGCAUCGGAGCAACCCCUGUCCCGAUAGCUGUCCUCCGGUGUUUUCUGUUUUCCGCCGUCGGUGUGUCAGUAAGCUUGACCUCCCUGAUUGCCUUUGAUCGCUAUGAUUGUAUCUGCCGACGGAGCAAGCGACUUCUUAGCUUUCGAAGAGCGAUAGUUGCCGUUCUGGUCAUUGUUAUGUUUCAUCUAACAAUUACCAGUAUUCAAGUGGCUGUUGUGGUCUUUUCAAGGCCCGGUAGCCAUAGCAUUGGGGUAUUCACAGUGGUGUUGCAGUUGACCAGUUACCUCGUUGCAACGGUAAUGAUAGUUGUCUGCUAUGGGACGGUGUACCGAACCAUCCGGAAUCACGUCAAGGUUGGCAUCAGAGCGCCACGAAGGGAGACUGCCAAGCAAGGAGAAAAGCAUUCAAUUCAAAGACAGACGAUUUCAAACAAUUCGAAAUCAUCUGCCACAAAUGUGUCGGUAGGGCCUGCGCUUUCAAGAGAUGACGUCGUUAAAGCAGUACAACCAAACGCCAAAAAUUGCGUUUUACCUGGCCCCUCGAUUUCCAACGACGUCGUAAAUUUGCAACCCGGAGCGGCCAUGUUCGGUCUUCAAAGCCGCUUAACCCAGCCAAUCGAAACAAUCACUUCUCAAAGUAAUUCUCACGCUGAACACAUGGCACCCAUUAGCGAUGUAAACAUUACACGUGAGCCCCCUAAUCCCAAACCGCCUGAGUCGGGCCUGCAACGGAAAACUACACGAAUGCUGCUGGUCACUAGCAUAGUGUUCUUGCUGUCGUGGGCCCCCCACUGGACCAACUUGAUCUCGUAUGCAGCGAUUCUGUUUGGUGGUCCCCUUCCCUCUACAGAGUUCUUUUUUAUUAUGGCCAAGAUCUCUUACUUGCUCUUUCUGAACGAUGCCGUCAAUCCACUCAUCUACGGACUGGCAAACAGGCAUUUCCGAAAGGAUUGUAAGGAGACACUCCACAAGCUUAGACCUUGUUAA
This is a messenger RNA of Acanthaster planci (crown-of-thorns starfish), 3529 nucleotides long. RefSeq lists its product as uncharacterized. The record is from RefSeq and is a predicted model, not a curated record. Lineage: Eukaryota; Metazoa; Echinodermata; Asteroidea; Valvatida; Acanthasteridae.